AUGGGAAACGAGGCGAGUUACCCCGCGGAGAUGUGCUCCCACUUUGACCAGGAUGAAAUUAAAAGGCUGGGAAAGCGCUUCAAAAAGCUGGACUUGGACAAGUCGGGCUCGCUGAGCGUGGAGGAGUUCCUGUCCAUGCCCGAGCUGCGGUACAACCCCUUGCUGCGGCGAGUGAUCGACAUCUUCGACACCGACGGGAGUGGCGAAGUGGACUUCAAGGAAUUCAUCGUGGGGGCUUCCCAAUUCAGUGUCAAAGGAAACGAGGAGCAGAAAUUGAGGUUUGCUUUCAACAUCUACGACAUGGAUAAAGACGGCUACAUUUCCAACGGCGAGCUCUUCCAGGUGUUGAGGAUGAUGGUGGGGAGCAACCUGAAAGACUGGCAGUUACAGCAGCUUGUGGACAAAACCAUCAUCAUCCUGGACAGGGAUGGCGACGGGAAAAUAUCCUUCGAGGAGUUCUCUGCUGUGGUCCGGGGCCUGGAGAUCCACAAGAAGCUGGUGCUAAUUGUGUGA
This is a messenger RNA of Loxodonta africana (African savanna elephant), 513 nucleotides long. It is a transcript of the gene PPP3R2, whose product is annotated as protein phosphatase 3 regulatory subunit B, beta. NCBI's taxonomy places the organism in Eukaryota, Metazoa, Chordata, Mammalia, Proboscidea, Elephantidae. The record is from RefSeq and is a predicted model, not a curated record. Gene Ontology annotation, cellular component: calcineurin complex. The coding region runs from base 1 to 513 and encodes 170 amino acids. Gene Ontology annotation, molecular function: calcium-dependent protein serine/threonine phosphatase regulator activity; phosphatase binding; calcium ion binding. Gene Ontology annotation, biological process: calcineurin-mediated signaling; protein dephosphorylation. The transcript has a single exon.